Molecule: messenger RNA, 374 nt
Organism: Ostreobium quekettii
Lineage: Eukaryota; Viridiplantae; Chlorophyta; Ulvophyceae; Bryopsidales; Ostreobiaceae
Source: the annotation of a GenBank genome assembly
AGGACGCCGAGAACGAGAUGGUGUUCACGGUGGCGUACGGCGCGAGCAGUAUCUCCGCCCACCGCCCCCCCUCCCCCGACGCCUUCCACAUCGACUCCUCUGCCGUGCCGCCCCCGCUGGGCGACGCCAGCCGCGACGUCGUCGUCGACAUCGGCUGCUCGGAGGCGUCGAUCUCGCGGUGCGGGGCGGGCCCCGGGGCCCGGCCCUCCGAAGGAGGAAGCGAGUCGGAGGGCUGCUGCAUCAUCUGCUACGACGACGACCAGACCUGCGUGUUCCUGGAGUGCGGCCACGGGGGGUUCUGCCGGCGGUGCGCCAACAAACUGUUCGUGCGGCCGCCGCACGAGUGCCCGACUUGCAGGCAGAAGAUCGACCAG